AUGUUCAUUUUGAUGGGAGUCUUCUUCUUCCUCAACAUUUCCCUAUUCUUGGAAAAUUAUAUUGAUCCCAUGUGCUUUUGGAGAAUAAACCUGAAUGAAAUCAAAGAUCAAGAUUUGUCUUCUACUUGUUCCUUCAUCCUUGGAGCAGUUCAGAUGCCUAUGAAGAAAUAUUAUUUCAAAAAGACUCUGAAUGUCCUAAAAACUACUAAAACCCACAAAUAUGCUUUGGCACUAGCGUUUGCCAUGGAUGAAAUCAACAGGAAUCCUGAUCUCUUACCAAAUAUGACUUUGAUUAUAAAAUAUAAUUUUGGCCAUUGUGAUGGGACAACUAAGACAACGCCCUAUUGUUUUCAUCAGAAAAGAUAUGAACCUAUACCUAAUUAUUCCUGUAAUGAAGAGACAAUGUGUUCAUUUCUGCUUACAGGACCCUAUUCGAGAAUAUCUUGGGAUUUUGGGCUAAACAUGGAUAUCUUCUUAUUUCCACUUUUCCUUCAUCUUACAUAUGGACCUUUCAAUUCCAUGUUCAGUGAUGAUGAACAAUAUCCCUAUCUCUAUGAGAUGGGCUCAAAGGACACAUCUCUAUCAUUUGCAGUGGUCUGCUUCAUACUUUUCUUCCACUGGAAAUGGGUUGGCCUUGUCAUCCAUGAUGAUCAUCAAGGCAAACAAUUUCUCUCAGAGUUGAAAAAAGAGAGUGAAAACAGGGAAAUUUGCUUUGCUUUUGUGAACAUGAUAGCAGCCUCUGAAAUUGCAUACUAUGAAAAAACUGAAAUGAACUACAAACAAAUUGUGAUGUCAUCCACAAAUGUUAUUAUCAUUUAUGGGGAAAUAUACAGUAAUAUUUAAUUGAGCUUCAGAAUGUGGGAAUCUACAGUUAUACAGAGGAUAUUGGUCACCACAGUACAACUGAAUUUCCCAACCUGUAAGAAAGACUUAACUCAUGGAACAUUCUAUGGUACUUUUACUUUUCUACACCACCAUGGUGAGAUUUCUGGCUUUAAAAAUUUUGUGCAGACAUUGUGCCAUCUUAAAAGAACAGAUUUAUAUCUAGCAAUUCCAGAGUGGAACUACUUUAACUGUGAAACCUCAGCAUGUAAUUGUAAAUUACUGAUGAAUUAUUCAUCCAACGUGUCAUUGGAAUGGCUAAUGGAACAGAAAUUUGACCUAACCUUUAGUGAUGGUAGUCAAAACAUAUACAAUGCUGUGUAUGCCAUGGCCCAUGCACUCCAUGAGACGAAUCUGCAACAGGUUGAUAAUCAGGCAAUAGACAAUGGGAAAGGAUCAAAUUCUCACUGCUUGAUGGUAGACUCAAUGCAUGUAUUUUUGGUAAAUUCAUUUCUGAGAAAGAUCCACUUCACUAAUCCUCUUGGGGACAAAGUGAUUAUGAAACAAAGAGUAAUAGUACCGAAAGAUUAUGACAUUUUUCACUUUGGGAAUCUCUCACAACACCUUGGGAUUAAGGUGAAGUUAUGAAAUUUCAGCCCAUAUUUUCCACAUGGACAACACUUUCACUUAUAUGGAGACAUGAUUGAAUUGGCCACAGGAAAUAGAAAGAUGUUCACAGGAGAGAGACUAAUAUUACAGCUGUGA
Molecule: messenger RNA, 1587 nt
Organism: Mus pahari (shrew mouse)
Lineage: Eukaryota; Metazoa; Chordata; Mammalia; Rodentia; Muridae
Product: vomeronasal type-2 receptor 116-like
Exons: 5
Biological process (GO): G protein-coupled receptor signaling pathway
Cellular component (GO): membrane
Molecular function (GO): G protein-coupled receptor activity
Source: RefSeq, a predicted model, not a curated record